Messenger RNA from Bactrocera dorsalis (oriental fruit fly), 1109 nucleotides. RefSeq names its product transcriptional regulatory protein AlgP. The record is from RefSeq and is a predicted model, not a curated record. The transcript is spliced from 2 exons. Lineage: Eukaryota; Metazoa; Arthropoda; Insecta; Diptera; Tephritidae. Bases 126 to 1019 code for a protein of 297 amino acids.
GAAAUUUUCAAAUGUUUUCGCAGUAUAAAAGCGUGCAUUGCCAGCAAAGAAGACAUAUCCACAAUUCAGUUCACUAAGCUUACAAAGCAAACGACUGCCGAAAAAUAACCCUGUCCACAUUUAAAAUGGCCAAAUUCCUGAUUGUCCUGUGCUCAUUCAUUGCUUGCGCUGUCGCCAAGCCAGGUCUCAUCGCGCCACUUGCUGCUCCAUUGGCCGCAGUCCCGCUUGCCACCGCCGCCAUAAAUGCCCCAUUGGAUGCUGCUUAUGCCAGCAGUCGUCUUGAUAUUCAGCAGAGAUAUGGUGCCGCUCUAUUUGCUGCAGCACCCGCUAAACUUGUCGCCUCCACACCAGUUGCCGCUCCAUUGGCUGCGGCUCCCGCUAAAAUUGUGGCCUCGGCUCCAUUAGCUGCUCCAGUAGCCGCCCCUCUUGCCUACACCAACCUCCCUCUGGAUGCCGCUUCCGCCAGCAGCCGUUUGGACAUUCACCAGAACUACGGAGCCGCUGUAGUACCCGCCACCUUUGCCGCUGCACCAGCUAAACUUGUCGCUUCCGCCCCGGUUGCCGCUCCAUUGGCUGCUGCUCCCGCUAAAAUUGUGGCCUCAGCUCCAUUAGCUGCUCCUUUGGCUGCUCCAGUAGCCGCCCCUCUUGCCUACACCAACCUCCCUCUGGAUGCCGCUUCCGCCAGCAGCCGUUUGGACAUUCACCAGAACUACGGAGCCGCUGUAGUACCCGCCACCUUUGCCGCUGCACCAGCUAAACUUGUCGCCUCUGCUCCAGUUGCCGCUCCAUUGGCCGCGGCUCCCGCUAAAAUUGUGGCAUCGGCUCCAUUAGCUGCUCCUUUGGCUGCUCCAGUAGCCGCCCCUCUUGCCUACACCAAUCUUCCUCUGGAUGCCGCCUAUGCCAGCAGUCGUCUUGACAUCCAACAGAACUACGGAUCCGCAGUAGUCCCAGCCACUUUUGCCGCUGCGCCUGCUAAACUUGUUGCUCCAGUCGCUCCAGUAGCACCAUCUCUAUGGUAAUUUAGUGAUACUUUCUCUCGAAAACCUUUUAUGAAUGACUGCUAAAUAUAUAAAUCUAAGCAAAUAGAAUAUUUAAAACGAAUUUUGUGU